This is a messenger RNA of Choloepus didactylus (southern two-toed sloth), 2216 nucleotides long. It is a transcript of the gene FBXO15, whose product is annotated as F-box protein 15. NCBI's taxonomy places the organism in Eukaryota, Metazoa, Chordata, Mammalia, Pilosa, Megalonychidae. The record is from RefSeq and is a predicted model, not a curated record. Bases 803 to 2107 code for a protein of 434 amino acids. The transcript is spliced from 12 exons. Gene Ontology annotation, molecular function: protein binding.
ACAGCUCUGGAGCGGCUGAAGGGCGGAAGAGCUUCUUCCCCCUGGUAUAAGUAGCGCUCUUAAUUCCCUGAAGUCAAGUUAGCGGUUACAGAGGGCCCGUUCUGGUGACCUAACAGGAGAGGCUGGGUAAACUGGGAAAUUCCUUCUGGCACAUACGUUUCAGUUUUUUCUCUGGAAAACCAGAUGAUUCACAUCCCGGCUUUUAGUAAUGUGUAGGCCUCUAGGCGGUUGCGGCGCGAAUCGGCAAAUGAGAAGCCACUAGGCCCGACAACAACCACACCCGGCUUUCCUCGACUUGCACUGGUUAACUCGCUCUGGGCGUGGGAAAAAGACGGGCUCCCAGAAGUUUCUAGAACAACGCUUCGGGGCCCUAGUUCGGGGCUGAGUCAUCAAUCCGCGCGCGUCGGGAAAGGGGCCAGGUGUCAAAGUAACUGCAGACUCUCUGAAGCAAUAUGCCAGAUAUCAAAAGCAGUGUGAGAAAUCCUUCUCUGGUUGCUCUGUGUCCCUGGAUAGUUUAUAAAGACCUGUAAAAGGAAUGAGAAGAUUCAAAUGUGUUCCUCUAAAAGCUCCAGAGUUCCCUGAACCUCUUGCCUUUUGGAGUUUGGGGAACCCAUUUGCCAUGGCAAGGUUCUCUGCUGUGACCCUCAGCUCAAGAUCAGAAGAAGGGGCGACGAAGAGACAUGGACAUAUUGGAGAUGUAUUUGGAGGCCUAACAGACACGACUUGUUCAUGAGUUAGUUGUGGGCUUGAAGGGAAACAGGCAGCAUGCAGGGGUCAGAAACUUUUGGCUUGCACCGGAGUUAUGCCUUCAGAGCUCUUACUGAAAAUAUUUUCUUACCUGGAUGCUGUGACCCUGUUAUGUAUUGGGUGUGUGAACAAGCGCUUGUAUCAUCUGGCCAGUGACAAUUUGAUUUGGAUCAGAAUCUACUCCACUGCUUUUUCACCUAAGAGGUCUAAUUGGAAAGUUAAUUCAGUGGAGAAGACAGCUGUGUCUGUGAGCCUGCUGUCAGUUAAGGAUAAAGAAGCAGGAUAUUGGAAGAAAGAAUAUAUUGCAAAACAAAUAGCAUCUGUGAAAGCAGCACUAGCUCCAAUUCUCAGACCUGUGAAUCCUUACACAGGCCUUCCUGUUAAAGUCAAAGAGGCGCUCAGAGUAUCUGGUUUGGGAUGGGUAAUUAUAUUGAAAGACAAAAACGAGAAAGAAUAUAUCAUGGAGCAUGUUGAUCUUUCCAUAAAUGAUGCAUCAGUUACUGUUGUGUGGUAUAGCAAAAACUGGCCAAGUUUAGCCACAUUGUCAACCUUAGAUUUGUGUGGUGUGACACCAGUUUUUAUGGACCAGCAUAAAGUCCCCACCAAAAAUGGACCGCGAUGGCAUUCUUUAAUUGCAAAGUACAAUCUGAGCAGUUUAACUGAAUCUACCAUGAUUGGCUGUGACGGGCUCAUUCGGAUCUUCUGCCUAAACCCGGGACUCCUGCUGGGACUAUGGAAGAUGGAGGAAGAAUUGGCUUUUGUUAUGGCACAUCUUCAUUUCCAUCAACUUAUGGAGAGGAGCACUUUAGGCUCGGCCACUGUCCCUUACGAACUGCCCCCACAUAGCCCCUUUUUGGACGAUGACCCGGAGUACGGAUUGCACGGCUACCACCUCCAUGUUGACAUGCACAGUGGUGGAGUUUCCUACCUGUGUGGUACAUUUCGCAAUCUCUUUUCCAAGAAAGGAAACAUUGAAAAUGGAUAUGUGAAGCUCAUUGUUAUAAGUUUGAAAAACAACGCACAACACCUACCUCUUAUUGGAAAAGUUGGCCUCUCUUGGAGAACUGAUAUUUUUGAGGGCUGUCUAAAGAGCUGUUAUGUAAUGGACCUUACUCUUCUGGACGAAUCUGGGAAACCGUUUUGGUGUUUCAGUUCCCCUGUUUGCAUGCGCUCUCCUCCCAGACCCUCUGAAGGUCCUAAUUUCUUGGGACAGGAAUAUUACGUUGACUACCUGGACUCAGCGGGGAAGGUGCACUUGGAGCUGGUGUGGAUCGAAGAGACAGAGGAGUACUUCAUUGUUGACCUGGCCCUCUACCUCAGUGUAGCAAAAGUCAAUCACUGGUUUGGAACAAAAUACUAAAUAUUAGCAGUAGAUGGCAAACUACUGUUGCUGUUUAUUUAUCUGUUUAUUUUUGACUAGCCUAUUUUGUUCAUACUAUUGGAAGUGAAAAUAAAAGAUAUUUGCAGUA